CAAGAAAAGUCAGAGUGGCUAAAACAGCAAAGUAGCGGGCAGAAGCGAUUACGUUGGUUGGUGGGAGUCGGCAUAGCCGUUAUUGUCGUCCUUGCCAUCGCGGGAGGCAUCGUCGGUGGAGUCCUUGGUAGCAGGAAAGCUUCACAGAGCAACGGUGAUGGUAACUCUGGUGGCGUCACGGUCUCGCAAGGGAGCUCUCAGGGUCUCUGGGACAUGAAUACACGGGAGAUCAAAGCUGUCAUGGGCAACAAGAACUUCCACAAGGUUUUCCCGACAAUGGACUAUACUCCCUUGAAUGCGCAAUAUCCAGCGUGCCUGACCAACCCUCCCGAUCAGAACAACGUCACCCUCGACAUCGCAAUCCUAUCACAAUUGACGCCUGCAGUGCGGCUCUACGGCACAGAUUGUAACCAGACCGCCAUGGUCCUUGAGGCCAUCGACCGCCUCGGCAUGAGCUCCUCCAUGAAAGUCUGGCUCGGCGUGUACCUCGACGGCAAUACGACCACCAACGAACGCCAAGUCGAACAAAUGUACGGCAUCCUCGACAAAUACCCUUCCUCACGCUUCGCAGGCAUCAUCGUCGGCAACGAAGUCCUCUUCGGCAAGUAUCUCACCGUGACACAACUCGCGACGCAAUUACAAGCCGUGCGCACGAAAUUGGCGACCAUGAAGAUCGAAUUGACCGUCUCCACUGCCGAUCUGGGCGAGGCUUGGAAGAACAACCCUGACCUGGCGUCUUCCUCGGACAUCGUCAUGGCCAAUGUUCACCCUUUCUUCGCGGGUGUCAAGGCGGAGCAGGGUACUAGCUGGGCCUGGACGUAUUGGCAGAGCAUUGUGGCCCUGCCCGGGCUCAAGACUGGUACUGUCGGUGGAAGCUCGUAUCCCAAACGGAUGAUUGGCGAAAUCGGCUGGCCGACUCAAGGCGGUCACCAUUGCGGUGGACAGGAUGCGAACUACGGCUGCGUGACCAGCGACGACGGCGCCGUCGCGAGCAUAGCCAACCUCAACACCUUCAUGAGCGACUGGGUAUGCGCCGCGCUCACCAACGGCACGAAUUAUUUCUGGUUCGAGGCUUUCGAUGAGCAAUGGAAACACCGCUUCGAUACCCCCGCGAACAAUUGGGAGCCUUACUGGGGCUUGAUGGAUCAUAACCGGAAUCUGAAGAAGGGAUUGGUCAUUCCUGACUGUGGCGGUCGCACUGUC
This is a messenger RNA of Dissoconium aciculare CBS 342.82, 1203 nucleotides long. Its product is annotated as glycoside hydrolase family 17 protein. Gene Ontology annotation, molecular function: 1,3-beta-glucanosyltransferase activity; glucan endo-1,3-beta-D-glucosidase activity. The annotation marks the transcript as partial. Gene Ontology annotation, biological process: carbohydrate metabolic process; cell wall organization. NCBI's taxonomy places the organism in Eukaryota, Fungi, Ascomycota, Dothideomycetes, Mycosphaerellales, Dissoconiaceae. The record is from RefSeq and is a predicted model, not a curated record. The transcript is spliced from 4 exons. Gene Ontology annotation, cellular component: fungal-type cell wall; extracellular region; cell surface.